AUGCAAUUCACUACCCUUACACUCACCACCCUUCUCUCCCUCACCUUCGCGGCCCCUGCAAGCCUCAAAGUCCGUUUCCCCAUCGGCCGCUACAACAAAGUGCUCCCACCUUCUGCAACCUCAAUCUACCACGGUCAGAACGGCGCCAUCGACUACGGUGUGUACCGAGGCGAAGUCUCCCGCAGCAACUGGGAUGGCCGCGACAAUAGCACACUCGUAACAUUCGACUUAAAUGGCCGCACCCUCCCGGAUACUUGCUUCCUACACUUCUGGCUCGAGCCCAAUAGUCAGUACAACGAUCCUGCUCGGGGCUCAUUCGUUUCCGGGACAGGCUUAAUUGAUGUCUUCUCGAGCUUGCAGCCGGCACCGAAGGAGGGCAGUGAGGGCUGGGGUGGCCCAGGAAACCAAAGGAACAACCCGUUAGGACGUGUGGAAGCCAACUUCGCCGGUGAUGCGACGACGUUGGACUCUGCGCCGAAUCAGUUGAGUGGUUUCAAGUGUCCGAGGGUCGGAGACUGGAAUGUCAAGGAUGGGCUUGUUGGAUACGAGUUGGUCCCUGUCGGUGAUGCGGACAGCAUUCGGUGGGAUGCUGCAGUUAGUGGGCUCUACUUGAGCUGGUAG
Messenger RNA from Didymella exigua CBS 183.55, 621 nucleotides. RefSeq lists its product as uncharacterized. Lineage: Eukaryota; Fungi; Ascomycota; Dothideomycetes; Pleosporales; Didymellaceae. The record is from RefSeq and is a predicted model, not a curated record. Bases 1 to 621 code for a protein of 206 amino acids. The transcript has a single exon.